AACGACGGGAGUUUUGCAGAGAACCCACAACGCAAGUACUACCAAUCAUGGCGGCCACUGUGAACGCGUGGAGCAAGCCUGGAGCCUGGGCCUUAGAUUCCGAGGAGAACGAAGCGGAGCUUCAGCAGCAGCAGCAGAUUGUCAAAGCCGCCGCCGAAGUGGCUCCCGCCGAUUUCCCUUCUCUGGCAUCCGCCGUAUCCACCAAGACUAAGAAGAAGAAGCCGCAACCCUUAUCUAUGCAGGAGUUUCACAAUUACGCCUCCGCUAAGCAGGUUCAAUCCCCGGAGAUCAUCUCUCUCCCGACCGGCCCCCGCGAGCGGACUGCUGAAGAGCUCGACCGCUCCCGGCUUGGAGGCGGGUUUAGAUCUUACGGUUCCUCGUACGAUAGGCCGGAUC
Cuscuta campestris is the source of this 396-nucleotide messenger RNA. The record is from the annotation of a GenBank genome assembly. NCBI's taxonomy places the organism in Eukaryota, Viridiplantae, Streptophyta, Magnoliopsida, Solanales, Convolvulaceae.